This is a messenger RNA of Girardinichthys multiradiatus, 10581 nucleotides long. RefSeq names its product myosin X, like 1 (gene myo10l1). Gene Ontology annotation, cellular component: cytoskeleton; myosin complex. The coding region runs from base 364 to 6621 and encodes 2085 amino acids. The record is from RefSeq and is a predicted model, not a curated record. The transcript has 43 exons. NCBI's taxonomy places the organism in Eukaryota, Metazoa, Chordata, Actinopteri, Cyprinodontiformes, Goodeidae. Gene Ontology annotation, biological process: signal transduction. Gene Ontology annotation, molecular function: cytoskeletal motor activity; protein binding; ATP binding.
CGCAUACUGGACUAUUUAAAAGAGGCAGAGCUGGAAAACGGCGCUCGCUUCAAUUAGCGCUCCUCAGACGGAUCCCCGGGUGGACAUUUUUUCUUUAUUUUCAUCCCAGCCUCUCUGGAUUUGUUUUGUGUCUGUUUCUGUGCAGAGCCCCCUGGCAGUGCAUGUCUAUGCCUAAUCGUGAAAUAUUCUGGCUAAAAUAAGCAAUCGGUGAAUGGGAAACAGACACACCGAACCAUCGCCACCUUCCCCCCAUCUUGACACACACGUGUGCCUUCCUAUUGGUGAGGUUUGCGCACCCUACAGCGGAGCCCGUGUGUGCGCUCAGCCGGGCCGGGCGCGCGUUGUCUGGGAGGAGUAGACGGGAUGGAGUCGUUUUUCACAGAGGGGGCUCGAGUUUGGGUCAGGGAGAAGGAGCAGCUGCUUCCAGCCAUUGUCAACUCCUGUGGAGAUGGGACCCUUGUAGUCACAACCGACUAUGGAGAGGUGUUUUACCUACAGCAGGCUGAGGUCACUAGGGAGCGGGUGUACGCUAUGCACCAGUCCAGUAUCGACGGGGUAGAGGACAUGUCGGCUCUGGCUGAGUUGCAUGAGGCUGCAAUCAUGCACAACCUUUACCAACGCUACCAGAAGGAUAACAUUUACACCAAUAUUGGAAGCAUCCUGGCUGCUGUCAACCCAUAUAAACAGAUCCCAGGUCUGUAUGACCUGGAGAGGGUGGACUUGUACUCCAAGCACCAUCUGGGGGAGCUCCCUCCACACAUUUUUGCUGUGGCCAAUGAAUGUUACCGCUGCAUCUGGAAACGCCACGACAGUCAGUGUGUCCUCAUAAGUGGUGAAUCAGGGGCAGGGAAGACGGAAAGCACUAAACUGCUGCUGCAGUUUCUGUCGGUGAUGAGCCAGAACUCAGUCGGGACUCCUCAAUCAGAGAGAACUACACACGUGGAGCAGGCCAUUGUUCAGAGCAGUCCAAUCAUGGAGGCUUUUGGGAAUGCAAAGACUGUUUACAACAACAACUCCAGUCGUUUUGGGAAAUUCAUCCAGCUUCACUUCUCGGAGUGUGGCAACAUCCAAGGAGGGUGUGUCAUCGACUAUUUACUGGAAAAGAAUCGUGUGGUGCGACAAAACCCCGGAGAGAGAAACUACCACAUCUUCUAUGCUCUGCUGGCAGGAGCCAGUAAAGAGGAUAAAAGCCUCUACUUCCUGGAGGACCCUGCUGAAUCUUUCCACUACCUCAGCCAAUCAGGUUGUCUGAAGGAUAAGAGCCUGAAUGACAAAGAGUUGUACAACAGUGUUAUGGAGGCGCUGAAGGUUUUAGGGUUUACAGAAGAAGAGAUCAGAGACAUGUUCAAACUUCUGUCAGGAGUCCUACAGCUCGGCAACAUGGAGUUCAUGCUUGCAGGAGGAGCUCAGAUCACCACCAAGCAAGUGGUCAGUAAUGUCAGUGAUUUGCUGGGCCUGGAUGCCUUCCAGCUCUCUGAAGUCCUGACUCAGCGAUCCAUAAUUUUAAGAGGAGAGGAAAUCUGUUCGCCUCUCACUAUUGAGCAGGCCAUCGAUUCCAGGGACUCUGUUGCUAUGGCGUUAUAUUCCCAGUGUUUUUCCUGGAUAAUCCUCAAGAUUAAUCAGAAGAUCAAAGGAAAGGAAAAUUUCAAAUCCAUUGGCAUCCUUGAUAUCUUCGGCUUUGAAAAUUUUGAGGUUAAUCGGUUUGAGCAGUUUAACAUCAAUUACGCCAAUGAGAAACUUCAGGCGUACUUCAACAAGCACAUCUUCUCCCUGGAGCAACUGGAGUACAACAGGGAAGGUGUUCAGUGGGAUGCCAUUGACUGGAUGGACAAUGCGGAGUGUCUCGACCUCAUAGAGAAGAAACUUGGCUUGUUGGCUCUAGUGAAUGAAGAGAGCCGAUUCCCCAAAGGAACAGACUUCACUCUGCUGGAGAAGUUGCACAGCAGACACUCUACAAACCCAUACUAUGUGAAGCCCAGAGUUGCAGAUCAUCAGUUUGGGAUCAAGCAUUAUGCUGGAGAGGUGCUGUAUGAUGUGAGAGGAAUCCUGGAGAAGAACAGAGACACGUUCAGGGAUGACAUCCUGAACAUGCUCAAGGACAGCAGGCUGGACUUCAUCUAUGACUUGUUUGAGAAGGUCGGCAGCAGAAACAAUGAGGAGAAGAUGGGGACAGCCAGACGUAAGCCCACAGUGAGCUCCCAGUUCAGGGACUCCCUCCAUGCUCUUAUGGCCACUCUUAGCGCAUCCAAUCCGUUCUUCAUUCGCUGCAUUAAACCCAACAUGGAAAAGAAUCCCCAUGUGUUUGACCCUGAGACCGUCCUGAACCAGCUAAGAUAUUCAGGGAUGUUGGAGACUGUGAAGAUCCGUCGUGCUGGGUUCCCCGUUCGCAGAACAUUCAAAGAUUUCUUCUUACGGUAUAAAAUCAUCUUAAAAGACAAAGUACCAGCAGCAUGGGAUGAUAAGAAAAGAAGUACUGAUCUCUUAACUAAAUAUGAUAAGACAAAGAAAGAGUGGCAGCUGGGAAAGACCAAGGUGUUCAUGAAAGAAUCUUUGGAGCAGCGUUUAGAGAAAGACAGGGAUGAAGUCCGGCGUCAAGCUGCCAUGAUAAUCCGAGCCCAUCUACUGACUUUCUCUGCAAAGAAGCAUUUCAAACAGGUUCGCUCCAGCAUCGUCGUUCUGCAGAAACACUUGCGGAGGCGCAUCCAUCGUGGACAGUUCGUCAAGAAGCGUAAGGCAGCGCUGGUGCUGCAGAAAUACAGGCGUGGUCAGGUGGCCCGAGCCCGCGUUCAAAAACUCAAGCAAGAGAAGAAGAAGAGUGAAGAGGAACAAAGGAAGAAAGAGGAGGAGGAUAAGAAGAAGAUGGGUGAAGAGGAAAAUGAAGAGGAGAAUGAAGAAGCAGAUAAGAAGGAUGAAGCUCGUCAAAUGGAGGAGAUCCUCCAGCUGGAAAGAGAGAUUGAACGCUUGCAGAAAAAGCGAGAGGAUGAGGUGUCGCAGCUGUGCGAGUCCUCCAAACAGGAGUUACAGUUGCGUCGAGAUGCUGAGCUCAAGCGAAUGAAAAAGGAGGCAUCCCGGAAGGCAACAGAGCUGAUAGACCUCCUAAACUUUAGGGGUGUGGAUCCUUCAGUGGAAGCCGUUGGAGCCAAGCCUGUGGCGGAGGUGAAAAAGGCAAAAGGGGCAAGCACAGCUGGAGGGGCAUCUAAGGAAGAGGAUGUAGACGAAGGCUUUCAUGCUGAGGAAGAGUGCAUCCCCCUGCCUGACUUCCCUCCUCCUGCUGAGUCUGAUGCUCCCAUAGAUCAGGACAUAUUUGUUCAUCUCCCUCCUCCUCCUCCUGCUUUUGCAGAGGGAACUGUUCCCCCUGCGCCUCCUCCACUUCCAGUAGACGGCAUCCCUGCUGUUGGAAUUCCUCCGCCUCCUCUGCUCCCUCCACCUGGAGAUGGCACUCUCGUUCCUCCACCUCCGCCACCAUCAUCUCCUCCAGGAGAGGGAGAGACAAAAGAGGAAACUAAGCCAGAUUCAGAGAGGAAAGUGAGCAUGGUGGAGAGCCUCGUGGAUGGAGAGGAGCCCAUCUACAGCAUGCCGGCCGAUACGGAGUCCGACUACGAUCAGGAAGAUGAGGAGGGAUCUGUCACUGCUGGGGACGACAGCUCGGUGUCUGGAAGCAACCGUGGGAGUGCUGCCGUGACGGAUGAGGAGCAUCCAAGGAAGUCAACCUGUACCAACACCAGCGUGGAGUCCUACAGAGGCAGCUCUGACUCUGUGAGGACACACACUUACUCGCAUCCUCACAUGCGUGCACGCAGACAUUAUGCAGACAGUGAAGAUGAACACGAUGGCAUGAUGGACACUGAUGAAGAGGUGACGAAUGGACGAGUGACUUUGCUCAAUGGAAAUGGGCCACCGUAUUUCCAUGGUUACCUCUACAUGAAGGCUGGUCUGAUGAUACCGUGGAAGAGGCGUUGGUGUGUGUUAAAAGAUGAGACCUUCAUGUGGUUCCGGUCCAAGCAGGAGUCACUGAAGUCUGGGUGGCUUUACAAGAAGGGGGGAGGGCUCUCCACUCUUUCCCGGAGGAACUGGAAGAUGCGCUGGUUUGUUUUGAGAGACAGCAAGCUCAUGUACUAUGACAACGACAGCGAGGAGAAGCUGAAGGGAACCAUCGACAUCCGAGCGGCCAAGGAGAUCGUGGACAACCACGAAAAAGAGAACGCUCUGAACAUCGUUACAGAUGAGAGGACGUACCAAGUGUUUGCUGAGUCACCUGAAGAUGCAAGUGGAUGGUUCAAUGUCCUCAGUAAGGUGAGAGUGUGCACUCCUGAACAGCUGCUGGACAUGUCCCAUGAGCAGGCCAAUCCUAAAAAUGCUGUUGGAACUCUUGAUGUAGGACUGAUCGACUCUGUUUGUGCAUCAGACAACCCUGAUCGCCCAAAUUCAUUUGUCAUCAUUACGGCCAACCGGGUGAUCCACUGCAACAGUGACACACCAGAGGAGAUGCACCACUGGAUCAGCCUGCUGCAGAAACCCAAAGGAGACGCCAGGAUAGAUGGACAGGAAUUCCUUGUCAGAGGUUGGCUCCACAAGGAGAUGAAGACGAACGCUAAGAGCACGUCCCUGAAGCUGAAGAAACGCUGGUUUGUUUUGACCCACAACUCUCUGGAUUACUACAAGAGCUCAGAGAAAAACUCCUCCAAGAUGGGGACUCUGGUCCUUAACUCUCUCUGCUCUGUCAUCCAGCCGGAUGAACGGGUGCACAGGGAGACUGGCUACUGGAACAUCAUUGUGUAUGGAAGGAAGCAUUGCUAUCGUCUCUAUACUAAAAUGCUGAAUGAAGCCAUGAGAUGGACGGCUGCAAUCCUGGGAGUCAUAGAAAGCAAAACCCCAAUCGAAACUCCGACUCUGCAGCUCAUCAGAGAUAUCAAGGAGAACAGUGUAAACCCAGAAAUAGUGGAGCAGAUGUACAGGAGAAACCCUAUCCUCAGAUACACUCAGCAUCCGUUGCAUGCUCCUCUGCUGCCUCUACCUUACGGAGAGGUCACCAGCUUGCAUAGGCAGCAGGGCUACGCCAGCCUGCAGGAUGAGGCAGUGAGAGUUUUCAAUUCACUGCAGGAGAUGGAGACGCUGGCAGACACGGUGCCCAUCAUUCAGGGCAUCCUGCAGACCUGCCAGGAUCUGCGCCCUCUCAGGGAUGAGGUUUAUUGUCAGGUGAUCAAGCAGACCAAUCAUGUGCCUCAACCUAACAGCCCAGCCAAUCUGGCACACUGGCACCUGCUCACCUGUAUGAGCUGCACCUUUCUGCCCAGUCGAGCCAUCCUCAGAUACCUCCGCUUUCACCUUAAAAGGGUACGAGAGCGUUAUCCCGGCACAGAGAUUGAGCGUUAUGCGAGCUUCAUUGGGGAAUCCCUGAAGAAGACCAAAACUCGUGAGUUUGUUCCAUCUCAGGAGGAGAUCGCGGCCCUGCUGCUGAGACAGGAGAUGAGCACCACUGUUUACUGCCAUGGCGGAGGCUCCUGCAAGAUCUCUAUUAACUCGCACACCACAGCUGGAGAGGUUGUUGAGAAGCUCAUCAGAGGUCUGGCCAUGGAGGACAGCAAGAACUUGUUUUCUCUAUUCGAACACAACACUUUUACCGACCGAGCACUCGAGAGCAGAGUGAUUGUGGCGGAUGUUCUUGCCAAGUUCGAGAGACUGGCAGGCAGUGAAGAGGAUGAGGAGGAGGGAGAGUGGAAACUGUACUUUAAACUGUACUGCUUCCUGGAUGUAGAGAGCAUGCCCAAAGAGGGAGUGGAGUUUGCAUUCAUGUUUGAACAGGCCCAUGAGUCUUUAAUCAGCGGCCACUUCCCAGCUUCAGAGGAGACUUUGCAGCACCUGGCAGCUUUACGUCUCCAGUAUCUCCACGGCGACGGGGCAGGUCGGGCUGGAUGGAGUCUGGGAAGCGUCUAUCCAAUCGGACGCCUUCGGAAUCGCAUCUUGCAAUCCACCAAACCGGGAGUAGGUGCUGCGGGCGGAUCGAGAGGCAGUGGAGGAAUCGGAGAUGUGAUCGGCACUAUUGGAGGUCAGGGCGGGACCGGGUCCAGCACUGAGAAACGAAAGACUCCAACCUUCAGGGAUUCUUCCUUGAGGAAGAGCAAAACGGGUUCUCUGAAGAAGCAGAAGGUGGAAGGGGAGCAGAGGCUGGAGAUGUGGGUGAAGGAGGAGACCUCUGCAACACGCACCAGCAUACUGGAGAAGUGGGCCCGUCUGCAAGGCAUCCCACAGCACCAGGCCAUGCUGAAGUACAUGAGCAUAAUCAAGGAGUGGCCUGGAUAUGGCUCCACUCUCUUUGAUGUAGAGUGUAAGGAAGGCGGUUUUCCUCAUGAUCUGUGGAUGGGUGUGAGUGCUGACAAUGUUUCUGUGUAUAAGCGAGGUGAACCGAAACCACUGGAGACCUUCCAGUAUGAGCACAUCACCUUCUUUGGAGCUUCACAACCCUGCACCUAUAAGAUCAUUGUGGAUGAGAGGGAAAUGUACUUCGAGACUCCUCAGGUUGGGGAGAUCACCAAGAUCAUGAAGGCCUACAUCAACAUGGUGGUGAAGAAACGUUGUAGCAUCAUGUCUGUGACCAGCGUGGCUAGUUCCUGGGUCAGGUGAUCACCAAACUGUGGUCCUCAGUUCAUCCAUUCAGCAGCAAUGGGCUCCUUCAACUGCCAUGUUAGUGUUUUGCUCCUGAUGACGGCAGUUGCAGCAGCCAGCGUAUCCAACAGGUUGGGUCAGUUUAAAUAAAUAGCUGUCAAAAGCGAAUUUUGAACAUAUGGAAAAUGAAGCCAAAUGCAAACACUUCUAGUCUGAGUUCUACUUGGAAUUAAAAAGAGCAUGGCAGAAAAAAAUAAAUCAGUAGAUUUGACUUUCACCUGGAAUAUACACACACCCCCUGCUGUUGUAAUGUAUGUAGAAGUUCAAGCACACCACAAACUGCUCCCCAUUUUUCCAUUUUCAGGCAAAAAAAGAGAAAAGAAAAUAAUAACAAGCACAAUUUGGCCACCCAGUCUUCAGUUGGCUUCUGCGUCCUCUGCGCACUGCCACACUUUAUCUUUGUUUGCCUCUCAUUCCUCUGAUUUUUGAUCUCUCUCUUUCACGUCAUGUUUCUUUAUUCUUAUGGCAUCUUAUUUCUGUUGCCAUUAGGUUGUAAGGUUUUACUCUUUGUCUUGCUUGCUUUUUUGAUGUCGUUUCCAGGCGUUUAUCUUUAACGUCAAUGCUUUUCAGUAAAAGUACUGAAUAAUAAUUAUUAUUUGCGGAGAUUUGGGCAUCCGUGCCCCAUAUUGUGUUCACAUGCUCACUUGUUAGUGCCACCAUGUGGCCACAAGCAAAAUACAGCAACAGCAAGUGGUUCUGAGUUUUAUGAAGAGAUCCAAGGUUGUUUUGUGGAAACCUUUCCACAGAACAAGCUUGAACAACCUUGAAGGACUAAUAUCUAUUUAUGUGAAGAUAUAACACAUCCUGCAUAAAUCUGUAUAGUCACAAAUAUGUACACAUAAACUAAACAGAUGUAUCAUUUUCUAUGAAUCACACACAUGUUGAAAAGUGUUUUUGAUUUCUUUUUUUGGGUGACUACUGCACUGUAAAUCCUAUAGAUGCCAUACCAAACACAAUGUGACACCUGUUAUGUAAAAUACAUGCAGCAGAUUAGUGUUAUAAUGGACACAGUACGUCUGAGGAUUUUGAUGGCAAUGUUGUGCAGCAUGCACUGGCUGUGACAUUAUUGUGACUCACUGAAAAGUAAAAACAAGCAGAAACCGGGUUAUUGCCGCUGGCUGCUAUCAAGGUCAUGUCUUCAUAGUCAUUGACAAGUUUACCAUUGUCAUUGUUUGCAGGAGUCACAGUCCCACUUUACCUUGAGCCAUAAAAUACUGUAUAGCCAUGUUUGGUUAAUCAUAAUUUUUUUUUGUUUAUGGAGGAAAUUCGGGGCACAUGUAUCAGUACACUAGAAUAUAAUAAAAAAAAUAGAUUCAUAUUUGUUUCAAGCUUUUGCUAUUGUUUACGACUAAGAAAAUCCAGAAAAUUCUGUUUCUCUCAAAAGUUGAAUAUUACAUAAAAUCAGUGCAGCGUGGCAUGGAGUUGAUCAGUCUGUGGCUCUGUUGAGGUGUUUAGGAACCCCAGGUUGCUUUAACAGCAGCCUUUAGCUUGUCUGCAUUGUUUAGUCUGGUGUCUCUCUCCUUCCUCUCAUCAAUACUCCAUAGCUUCUCUGUGGGGUUCAGGCCAGUUUGCCAGCCAACCAAGCACAGUAAAACCAUAGUCGCUAAACCAGGUAUUGGUACUUUUAGCAGGGGAGGAAGGUGCCAAAUUCUCCUGGAAAAUGAAAUUAGCAUCUUCUUAAGGCUUGUUAACAGGGGGAAGCAGGAAGUGGUCUUAAAGUUCCUGCAAGACUCCUGCCCUGACUUUGGACUUUGUGGAAACUUCACAUUGGACCUCAAGCAGUUUGGAUUAUGUGCUUCUUAAAUUUUUCUACACUCUGGGAUCUGGAUUACCAAAUGAAGUGCACCACAAAAUAGACACCGGACUAAUGAGCAAUAGUCCAAUUCUUUUUCUCCUCAACCCAGGUAAGACAUUGCUGACAACCUUGUUUCAGGAGUGGCUUAACACAGCAGUUGUAUCCAAUGUCCUGGAUACGCCUGUGUGCAAUGGAUCUUAAAGCAUUGACUCCAGCUGCAGUAGACAUAUUGUGAAUCUCUCCUAAACUCUUUAAUGGGCUCUGCUUUACAUUCCAUUCAAAUUAUCACUGUUGCUAACGCACAUUUUUUUUCUUUCACUCCACCUUUCAUUAAUAUUCUUGGACCCAGCACUUUGUGAACAGCCAACUUCUUUAACAAUGCUCCUUUGUGGAUUAUCACAAAGCUCCCUAUGACAGUGUAGGACAUCCCAUAACAUUUCUGCCUUAAAAAUAAUGUUUUAUUGCUCUAGUGUAAUAUUUAGAUUUUCUAAGAAACUGAAUUUUAAGCCAUCAAACUGAGCAGAAAUAAACACUUGAAAUAUGUCAUUAGACGUGAUUUUCACCUAUUAAAUUAAUUACUCAACUAAUUUAACUCUUUACUCAUCUUCUAAGUUACUGAAAUGCAUGUGUACAAGCUCCUGUUUGUGUUUCCAGCCUGGUUAUAAACCUUUCAACUUAACAAUUUAUUGUCAAUAUUAUAUUACUAUUGUAUAAGCCCUCUAUAUUAUAUGUCCUUAAAUGUGAAAUCUGGAUUGCUGCUGUGUGGGGGAGCAUAUAAUGGAAAUGGAAAUAAGAACGAGAAGCUGUUGUACUGACUGUAUUUUUUGAAAAUGAGAUGUAUUUAUAUGACCACUUUUUGCAAGGAAUGGUGUUGUAAUUGUGAGUUUGAGUGAAGAAAAAGCAUGGGUUUCAAAGGGAGGGUAUGGAGCUUAUUUAUCACUCUAUGUAUUGUAUGUAUUGUAAUGUUUGUUUGGAGGGAACUGAAAACAUCCUGGGUUAUUGAUAUGGGUUAUUUGGACUGUUACCCAGGGCACCAAAACAAAUGGGGGGCAGGAUUUACAUGUACCAGUUUUACAUGACUAUCUAUUGGUUUGACGGUGGCAGAAGGAGGGGCUUGCUUAGGUUGCUUUUUAUACAUGAACCACCACUGAGAGGAACAGAUGAGAGAAACUUGUUGACGACAUUUUAAGAAGUUGUGGUACGGAUCUGUCUAAUCAUUAAGUGCACUGCAGUUAGAUGGCAGCAUUGCUAACAUGUAUUACCUCCAGAGACCUAUAUCACGCACAUCAAAGAGAUUUCUAUUAUUGUUUAAAAAAUGGUCCAACUCUUUGGUGCAUUUAGUUCAGCUUGCAUUCUAACUGAUUUUCUGUGGAGUUUUAACUUCAGCUACAUUAAUUUUGGGCUUUUCAAGCAAGAUAUUUCAGAGAAGAUGAAGAAAUUGGACAUAUUUGUUGCUUAAAAGUCAAACUGUAUAGUAUUGCGACAAUAAAAAAAAUACUAACAUUGGAAAUUCAAGGCUUCUAAUCGUUUCCAGUUGGAACACCCACAAAGAUUUUCAUGCAGUUUUGAUGAGGAAGUAAUAUAAUAAACACUCAAUAAGCUAAAGAAUAUCCAUUACAUGUUCAGUUUUAACUGUGGGUUUAAAAUUACCUGGAAAAGACUCCUCAAACCAUCAAAUACAAUAAAAAUCAGAAUCUUCUCACUAGUUUCACGUGACUCGGGCUAAACUAUACGGAGAAGUAUGAUAAUUUCAUUUCAUAAGCCAUAAUUUUGGAGCAACCUGGAGGGGAUCUGUUGCUGAUAUUACUGAUAAAGUGUGAGAAACUCACCCUGCAGCUGCUGAAACUUGAUCGGCUGGUGCAAAAAAGGGAAUUGAAAUUAAAAGUCUACAAUAUCUGAUCACAAAUUUGUCUUCAAGGCCAACUUCAUCACAAGGGCUCCUGUUAUCAGCCGCAGGCGGCCAAAGCCGAGCCCGUCAUCCUGUUCUGCCUGUUAUCAUCACUACAUAGUGAAUCAUUGUGCUUGUUGGAAAAAAAAUGAGAAAGAGAGAGCUGUGUGUGUCGUCUCUUUUUUAUUUGUAAAUGGCUUUACAAAAUUAUGCUUUAAUAAAUUAUUGGAAACUG